CUGAGCGCUGACUGAGUGCAAAUAGUCCUCAGAGUACAGCAAGAAACAAGCGGAGACACGUGGAAACAGAGGACUGACUGGAAUUACCCAAGGUGGACUGGAUGCUGAACUUUAAAAAGGCAAAAAUCUGUCCUGUUUACAACUGUAGCUGAGUGGAGUGAAUAAAUACCAAACUGAGAGGAUACCAGCUUACCUGAGUGCAGCCGGACAGGUUGAGGUGGAUGAGAUUGUGGCAGCCCUUCCCUGUGGUCAGCUCUUCUUAUUGAAAAGAAAGUCCCUGCAAGGAACAAGAUGCGUGUGACCUCCUUUCUCCUCCUAGCCUCCCUGCUCCUUGUCCUGCUCCCGUCAACGGAGAUGAAAAAGCCAGGGAAGGGCAGAGGCCUCAGAGGAGCCAGACACAAACUCACACGGGACAGGGUAAGAAGUGGUGGGCGUCACAGCAGAUCUGGCCCCUCCAGGCUUGUGUCACCGAAGUGCUUAGAGUCGACAGAAUCUGGAGACGUCUUCGUAGACUGUCAGGACAGGCGUCUCAGCUCUGUUCCCACCUCACAGACCUGGUCAAAACAACCAAAGCACCUCCUUCUAGCACGCAACCGGAUCAAAGUCCUUCGUGAUGGGGCCUUCUUUGGAUUUGAGAGUUUAACCAGUCUCGACCUGCAGCAGAACCAGAUAUCUUUGGUGGAGGAGGGGGCCUUCGUGGGCCUGACACGCCUUACAACCCUGCUGCUUCAGCACAACCGCCUGGGGACACUAAGUGAGGAGGCCCUCAUCCCCAUGCCAAACCUUCGCUACCUUCGUCUAUAUGAUAACCCCUGGAAAUGUCUCUGCCCGCUGGACAGUCUCGUGCGCACCAUUCAGGUCCCAAGCAACCGUAAUCUGGGAAAUCACGCCAGGUGUGCAGAGCCCCCGAGGCUAAAAAGCAUGAAGUUGAAGCAGAUUGACCCUGAGUUACUCUGUAAGGAAUCAGACCCAACUGGUGACCCACAGGGUGACCAAACAGAUCCUGCAGGCCCUCUAGACCCCAUUCCAAUCCGUACAAAACCAGACGCCACCACAGCUUGCCAUACCUACCUUUUCCCCCAAGUACGGAUGGACUGCAGUAAACGAGGUCUAACUGAGGUGCCCACAGGUAUUCCAGAGGAUGUCGUUCAUAUUGAUCUGUCCCAUAAUUUGAUCCGUCAUCUCAAAGCCAGAGAAUUCCAGGGAGCGAGGAGCCUCAGAACCCUGAACAUCAGUCACAACAACAUGGAGCGCAUCGACACAGCCUCCCUGUUUGGGCUCCUGCACCUUCGUGAGCUGGACCUGUCCGAAAACAGCCUGCAUUUUAUCCAGUACGGGGUUCUGGAAGACCUUUACUUCCUGUCACAGCUAAAACUGGGAGGAAACCCCUGGGUGUGUGACUAUAGCAUCCACUACAUGGUGUACUGGCUGCAUCUGCACCCAGGGGUGAGGCACUCUGGCCUGUUCUGUCGCUCCCCUCCUGAACAUACUGGCGAGAGUGUGGCGGAGUACGUGCGUUCCUACAACAGAGAGUGUCCAAAGGACAGACAGUACAGCAGAACAGAUCAAGACCAAACAGACCCUGAACUGUGGAACACGCCAAUGGAAGUGCAGGGUGAGCUGGAGGAGGAGCUGGAGCCGAGCCACUUGAGAGCGCCGCAGAAAUACCAGAUCAUCAGGCUGUCCUGACUCAAGUGAAAAUCUGACCGAAAAAUCUGACUUUGAAUAAGCUCUUUUUUUUCCCAUCUUGAUUUACGUUCAGUACCAUAAACCCGUCUGUAUCAGACGGAGAAACUAAAUUUUUCAAUGUUGCUUUAAUGUUUGUCUUUUUUAUGUUUUUCAAAUUAUAAAAAAUAUCAACUUAU
Messenger RNA from Epinephelus lanceolatus (giant grouper), 1865 nucleotides. RefSeq names its product leucine-rich repeat-containing protein 17-like. Gene Ontology annotation, cellular component: plasma membrane. Gene Ontology annotation, molecular function: protein binding. The record is from RefSeq and is a predicted model, not a curated record. NCBI's taxonomy places the organism in Eukaryota, Metazoa, Chordata, Actinopteri, Perciformes, Serranidae.